Ananas comosus (pineapple) is the source of this 1989-nucleotide messenger RNA. RefSeq names its product heterogeneous nuclear ribonucleoprotein Q. The record is from RefSeq and is a predicted model, not a curated record. The transcript is spliced from 9 exons. NCBI's taxonomy places the organism in Eukaryota, Viridiplantae, Streptophyta, Magnoliopsida, Poales, Bromeliaceae. The coding region runs from base 204 to 1667 and encodes 487 amino acids. Gene Ontology annotation, cellular component: nucleus. Gene Ontology annotation, molecular function: mRNA binding.
CAGUCUAAAAUCUUAUUCUCUCAUGGAACGCUUUAUUUAUGCUCUCUCUCUUCGGAUUCUCCUCUCGUUUUCCCCACUUGUGCCCUCUUCACCUAUCCCUCCUUUAAUUCCCUAUUCGGAGAUUAGGGUUUUAACAAUCCGCGUUUUUAAUCCCUCGAAAAAGGGAAGGAGAUAGAGAAGAAUUAGGGAGAGGUGACUAAGCCAUGGCCGAGCACCAACGAUCGGUGGAGCCGGAGGAGCAGGUCGAUCUCGAUGGCGACAACGACAUUGAGGACAUGAUGGAUGAUGAGGACGGCGGGGAGGAUGAGGGCUAUAGGAAAGAAAGGGAGCAAUUUGAUGGUGAGGAUGAUGAUGAUGAUGAUGAUGAUGAUGAUGAUGAGAUUACGGAGGGGAUGGAGGCGAGGGGAUCCGAGGGUGAGGGCGGCGAGAAGGUUUUGGCCUCGGAUGGGGGAGAGGAAGCUUCUCAGGCGGUGAAGGAGGAAGAAGAAGAGAAGCCAGUUGGGCCUAAGGAUGAGGAGGAUAGAAGGAAGUGGGCCGAGCUUCUGGCGCUCCCUCCUCACGGGUCGGAGGUUUUCAUUGGUGGCUUGCCGAGGAAUGCUACCGAAGAAGAUCUUCGAGAACUUUGCGAGCCCUUUGGUGAGAUCUUCGAGGUGAGGUUGAUGAAGGAUAAGGACACAAAAGAAAGCAAGGGUUUUGCAUUUAUAACAUUCACUACCAGGGAUGCUGCUCAAAAUGCCAUUGAAGAGACCCAUGACAAGGAAUUCAAGGGGAGAACCCUGAGAUGUUCCUCGUCGCAAGCUAAGCAUAGGUUGUUCGUAGGAAAUGUUCCAAAGGGCUUGACAGAGGAAGAGCUUAGAAAAAUGCUAGAGGAAAAUGCUCCUGGUGUUGAGAAUGUCGAAAUUUUCAAGGAUUUACAGGAUCCUAAUCGUAAUCGUGGUUUUCUAUUUGUGGAGUACUACAACCAUGCCUGUGCUGACUAUGCAAGGCUGAAGAUGUCGAGCCCAGACUUCAAAAUUGAAGGAACCAAUCUAACCGUCAGCUGGGCUGAUCCUAAGAGUUCAACUGAUUCUUCUGCAGCUGCUCAAGUGAAGGCUAUUUAUUUGAAAAAUCUACCAGAAAACAUAACAAAAGAAAAGAUUAAGGAGCUUUUUGAACGUCAUGGAGAGGUCACAAAAGUUGUUCUACCGCCCGCUAAAGCUGGACAGAAGCGGGAUUUCGGGUUUGUUCAUUUUGCAGAGAGAUCUAGUGCAUUGAAAGCAGUAAAAGGAUCUGAAAAAUAUGAAGUUGAUGGGCAUGUCAUAGAAGCCUCUCUUGCCAAACCUCAGACAGACAAGAAGCCUGAAUAUCCACAGAAACCUGGGUUACUUCCUAAUUUACCACCAUACCCUCCUUACAGUUAUCCUGGAGAUCCAUAUGGGGUCUAUGGUGGUGGAUAUGGUGCUGGAUAUGGCCAGCCUGUGAUCUACGGUAGAGGACCAAUGCCAGCUGGAAUGAGAAUGGUGCCAAUGGUUCUACCUGAUGGUCGCCUUGGCUAUGUAUUGCAGCAGCCUGGUGCGCAGGCUCCACCACCGCCCCCUCGAAGAGGUGACCGGAGGGGUGGCUCGGGUGACAGUGGAGGUAGUAGGGGCAUUGAUGGGAGCCGAGGACGGCGAUACCAUCCGUACUAAGUUGACGAUAUGCUUUUGUUUGUUGUAUCGCAAUUGUAUCUUGUUAAAGUAGUGUUGCAUUUCGAUUGCCUUUCAUGAUCAUAAAUCAAGGUUUUUUAAGUGAAAGGUUGUCAGUAAAUUGUCUCCUUACCUCGCUUCUAACAUCUAAUUAUUACCAAUGCUAGAUUGUAAUGACUACCUUUGAGUUUUGAGUCGAACAAAUAAAGUACACUACUAGAAGUUCCAAAAAUUUGUGUCAGGACUAAUGUCUGCUGAAGUACCGUAGUGCUGAAUUACAUAUUAUCAUGGUAUAUUUGCAGAUUGGAUGGACUGUUGUGGUUUA